This is a messenger RNA of Pleuronectes platessa (European plaice), 1185 nucleotides long. RefSeq names its product matrilin-4-like. The transcript is spliced from 4 exons. Lineage: Eukaryota; Metazoa; Chordata; Actinopteri; Pleuronectiformes; Pleuronectidae. The record is from RefSeq and is a predicted model, not a curated record. The coding region runs from base 354 to 1016 and encodes 220 amino acids.
CUAGGCGGAGUAACGUUUUUUUUCAAAGACAAAACACACAAAGAAGAGACGUCUUCUUCUUCGUCGACUGUUUAUUUACAUCGCCACUCCGGCUCCUCAUAGCCUAUUUCUGGCGGACAAAUCUGCCAGUCAGUGACGGGUUAUACAAGUGGUCAUACUUUCGGAUCUCUUCUGCCAAGUGCUCAUCUAUUUGGUCCAUAUUCGUUCUUCUAAAUCUUCCGUGAUUUCUGCGUGUAGUGGGGCAUGAAACCGGAAACUAGACUCCGGACGGGAUGUAGUAAGCAGACCAAUCACAAGCGGGCUGCGUGAGGCUCGCGUCGCUUUGUCGUGUAGUUAGAAAAAUUGUCGGACGCAUGCAAGCCACCAGAAAGGGGCGUGUUGCGUGUCUUGCGUGCGUGCAACCCGACUAUAGUUUGGCCUUUAGUGUGUGUGAAUAUCCCUCACCUCCUCCUCCUCUUCUUCCUCCUCCUCCUCCUCCUCCUCCUCCUCCUGUGUCUCAGGUGGUGGACUCCCUGGACGUGUCCACUCACGGCACCAGAGUGGGUCUGGUCCAGUACUCCAGCCGGGUCAGGACAGAGUUUCCUCUCAACAUGUACCACUCUGCUGAGGAGAUCAAAGCUGCAGUGAUGAAGGUUGAGUACAUGGAGAAAGGGACGAUGACGGGUCUGGCCCUGAAGCACAUGCUGGAGAACAGUUUCUCCGAGGCCGAGGGCGCUCGUCCCGCCAGCCGCAACAUCCCCCGCAUCGGACUGGUCUUCACAGACGGACGCUCCCAGGACGACAUCACCGAGUUCGCCAAGAUGCCCAAAGAAGCUGGCAUCACCAUGUACGCUGUGGGCGUGGGGAAAGCUGUGGAGGAGGAGCUUCGUGAGAUCGCGUCCGAACCCGUGGAGAAACAUUUCUAUUACACCAGCGACUUCACGGCCAUCAGCACCAUCGCUGAGAACCUCAAGCUGAACGUCUGUCCAGUAUUGAACUUUUCAGUUGGUCCCAGGAACAUUCAGGCUAAAUCAUGAUUUACUCCUGAAACACAAGUUUAAACUGCAGCAGUGUUUCCUGAUCAGUGACCAAUCACUGCAGCACGGAGACAGAUGUGGUGAAGUGAAGGUCAAACAGUUGAAGUGACUCACGAUGGCAUCAUGAAGUGAAACUAGAAGCGGUGACCACACGGUGACAUGUGCGUCC